CUUGGCGUGAGACGCAGUAUGGCCGAUAUAGUGCUUCAUUGUCUGACAGUAUCUGCUUUGUAUUCUCAGUGUUUGUGAAAACGAUGGGUCUUACCAAGCAGUACCUGCGCUAUGCCCCAAGCGCAGUGUUUGGAGUGAUUGCCAGUCAGAAAGCGAAUGUCGCCUUUGUAACCUUGCGAGGGGAGAAGGGGCGUUAUGUGGCUGUUGGGGCUUGCGAGCAUGUCUUUAUUUGGGACACCCGCAAAAGUGAGAAGGUGAGUGUCAGCCAAUCAUAUUAUCCCUUGUCUGUUCGUAUGAAUGAAAUUUUGCCCAAUCUCCUGGUCUGUUCCUUCCCUUCCAGGUUCUCAUCCUUCGGUGUGUGAAACACGAGGUCACCUAUCUGUGUGCGUCCCCUGACGGACUUUCGCUGGCUGUGGGCUACGAGGAUGGAUCCAUUCGGAUUUUCAGCUUGCUGAGUGGAGAGAGUGGAAUUACAUUUAACGGACACAAGGAGGCAGUGACCACUAUGAGCUAUGAUCACCUGGGGGGCCGGCUGGUAUCAGGGUCCAAGGUGCGUAGGUGCAACUGGUCUGCCCUGCAAGGGUUAAACAGACAGGGUAUUCCAUAGGAACAGUCUGCCCCCGGUCUGCCCUGCAAGGGUUAAACAGACAGGGUAUUCCAUAGGAACAGUCUGCCCCCGGUCUGCCCUGCAAGGGUUAAACAGACAGGGUAUUCCGUAGGAACAGUCUGCCCCCGGUCUGCCCUGCAAGGGUUAAACAGACAGGGUAUUCCAUAGGAACAGUCUGCCCCCGGUCUGCCCUGCAAGGGUUAAACAAACAGGGUAUUGCAUAGGAACAGUCUGCCCCCGGUCUGCCCUGCAAGGGUUAAACAGACAGGGUAUUCCAUAGGAACAGUCUGCCCCCGGUCUGCCCUGCAAGGGUUAAACAGACAGGGUAUUCCGUGGGAACAGUCUGCCCCCGGUCUGCCCUGCAAGGGUUAAACAGACAGGGUAUUCCGUAGGAACAGUCUGCCCCCGGUCUGCCCUGCAAGGGUUAAACAGACAGGGUAUUGCAUAGGAACAGUCUGCCCCCGGUCUGCCCUGCAAGGGUUAAACAGACAGGGUAUUCCAUAGGAACAGUCUGCCCCCGGUCUGCCCUGCAAGGGUUAAACAGACAGGGUAUUCCAUAGGAACAGUCUGCCCCCGGUCUGCCCUGCAAGGGUUAAACAGACAGGGUAUUCCAUAGGAACAGUCUGCCCCCGGUCUGCCCUGCAAGGGUUAAACAGACAGGGUAUUCCGUAGGAACAGUCUGCCCCCGGUCUGCCCUGCAAGGGUUAAACAGACAGGGUAUUCCAUAGGAACAGUCUGCCCCCGGUCUGCCCUGCAAGGGUUAAACAGACAGGGUAUUCCAUAGGAACAGUCUGCCCCCGGUCUGCCCUGCAAGGGUUAAACAGACAGGGUAUUCCAUAGGAACAGUCUGCCCUGCAGGGGUUAAACAGACAGGGUAUUCCAUAGGAACAGUCUGCUCCUGGGCCACUAGAGGUGCGUCCUACGUUCAGUGUAUCCACGCUCUGUACGGAGCAGCUGAAUGUUCCCCAUAGAGAUGCGUUAAUUCAAUGCUUCCCUGUGAGAUGAAGAUUGGCACAGUGCAGCAAUUGCCUCCCAAUGCUUUUCUAUGGGAAAGCAUUGGCUUGGCUUAGCUCAUCAAGCUAGAUUAUCUCGGCCAUGGAGGCGAGACUGGCAUGGGGAAAUAAAGUCACCUUUCCCAUGGGAUCGGAGGGGGGCUGGUCACCUCAGACACACUCAGAAAUAUUUUUUUUAUUAAUUUAAAUCCACCCAGCCUACCUACCUUUCAGAUAGCUGGAGUGGAUCGUGUGCUGUAAUCUCCUUGCUCACACGCUAUUUAGUGAUGCCGGGGUGGAGUGACUUUAUAUUCCGCCUCCUGGCAUCACUGCAGGAAGAUUACUGCUCCCUCUCCACCUCCAUUCUGCACAGCCGACUGUCUCCGCUGAUUGGGCGGACUAAUCCCUGGCGCCUGGGAUUUGUCGAGCCCUGUUACACCCCCAGUGUGGCUGGAUUGGUUUCAAUUGGGUGUAAAUCCUGGUUUUCCAAUUCGCUGUUUAGUGAAUACACCAUAAUUGUUUCUUUGUCUGUUACUGUGAAGCUGAAUGUUCACGGUUUGUUUUCCAGCAGACAGGACGUUGCUCUGUGCAGAUACUGUAUUAAUUAGACAUUCUUUUCUCGCAGGACACGCAUGUGAUUGUGUGGGAUGUGAUUAAUGAGAGUGGUUUGUAUAGACUGAAGGGACACAAGGAUGCUAUCACACAGGCUGUAUUCCUCAAAAAGAGGAACCUCAUCGUCACCAGGUAAGUCACCAGCUGUCAGACACUCUACCCAUGUCUGCUUGUCCUCUGAGCUAGCAAUUUUAAUGUUGUUCUUGAUCUGAUUUGCAUGAGGUUUGAGAAUGUCAAUUUGUCCUCUGUCUCACUAGGCUCUUUAGUUUUAUGUCUACAAAUUACAGGACUCCCCAAUUCUGAGUUUACAUCUGCAAAUAAAUCCCACGUUUUACAAAAAGCAACAAAUAAAAAUGACAGACUAGAGAAAAUAAUUGUAUGAUGUCACAACUGUGUUCUGAAUGCAAUCAGAAAAUGGUUAACGUGUCUCGUCACCUCUAUGACCCCCCAAGAUGAGUAUUUCAUAAAUCUAACAUCACACUAAAACUCCAACGCAGGCAAAAGAUAUUCAGAGACAGAGUAGGGACUGUUUUGUCUUGGUAUAUUUCCUAUGCCUGACAAAAUGUGGAGCUAACGCAAUCAAGUUUUGUCGAUGGCGAGAGAGACGAUGUGUAAGUAGGAUGCCGCGGUCUCGCAGGUCCUCCAUAGACCUCCUCUUUAUACAUUCGCAUGCACGAGAGCUCAUUAUAGAGGUGGUCUCCUGUCAGAUUUAUGGCAGGAAGACCAUGGUAACGAGGGAUGGGUUCAGGAAGUAUCACCAUCCCCCAGCUCUGAGACCUGCGCAGUUUAUUAUUUCACUCUCGCUGAGCUACGGCAUGCAAUAUAUUUUAUAGUUUUUCUGGAGGGGCAUAGCUGGGCCUGUUUUAGUUUACUCCGAGUUAUGUUAUCAAACAGAGAAAAAUGAAAAUUCUUUGGUUGCUUUUAUUUUAACUUGACCUUCCCACAUUCCUUCAGGAGAUUAUUCAGUCUAAUUCUCACUAGUUAAAUCCAUCACACUCUGGAAUUUGGGGAUUAUGAACCUGCAUGUUAGAGCUCACGGCUUUGAGUUGUAAAUUUGAUUUGCCCGUUAUCGGUUACUGUGACUGUUUCCUUUACUAGAGGCAGUAAGGCAUGUACUUUGGAGACAGUCUCUUUAUUAAAGUUUUUGGUGGGAGAUGGGUCCGUUCUGGAUGCAGGUUUAGUUGUGAAGACCCAUCUAGGGUCAUUGGUGAAAUGCCUUGCCUCUCAAAUUAUGCCCCUCAAGGUCAUUGUCAAGGUCUUGAGUGAACUAGAAUGCCCUCUACUGUAAGGUUCCUUUUUGAAGACCCUGACAGUCUCUGGUUUCACUCUGCCUCCCGAGGUUAUUUUGAAAGGUCUCUUUGUUGUUGGGGUCUUUUACUCAUUGGUCCUGUCCUGGGUUGGCAACCAUCAGUAACCAAUUUCUCUCCCGGUCAGUGGUAAAGACACGUUGGUGAAGUGGUGGGAUCUGGACACACAGCAUUGCUUCCAGACCAUGGUGGGACACCGCACGGAGGUAUGUAGCCCAUUAGAUUGUCAGUUCUGCGUCUUUAGGCACACUCUGCUAUGCUGGGCUUGUAUAUGUAAAGCUAAAAAACUACCACAAAAGUAGCUCCAUUUAAAUGUCAUUUCUGUAUGAAAAGCCAGGAGUCAUGGACAGAUUCUUCAAAUCAUAAACUCCUGUUUUCCCAGAUUUAAUCUUAAUUCUAAAAUCCAGAUCUAAACAUUAGAUUUCCACGAUUUGCUCGAUCUCAAAUGGUCAAAACCUCAAUUUGAAGAGAUUUUUUCAUUUUGCCCCCAAUGACUCAGUCUGUAUCAGUUUAUUGUAAUGCUGCUGCCUUAUGGGUGCGGUAUGUCUCGGAUUUUUGUUACUGUUUCAAAUCAUGAUAUUGCCGUUACGCCAUAAGUAAGUUAUAGCUGGAUAUCGGCCCUCUGCCAUCACGCCAUACAGUAAGUUAUAGCUGGAUAUCGGCCCUCUGCCGUCACGCCAUACAGUAAGUUAUAGCUGGAUAUCGGCCCUCUGCCGUCACGCCAUACAGUAAGUUAUAGCUGGAUAUCGGCCCUCUGCCGUCACGCCAUACAGUAAGUUAUAGCUGGAUAUCGGCCCUCUGCCGUCACGCCAUGCAGUAAGUUAUAGCUGGAUAUCGGCCCUCUGCCGUCACGCCAUGCAGUAAGUUAUAGCUGGAUAUCGGCCCUCUGCCGUCACGCCAUACAGUAAGUUAUAGCUGGAUAUCGGCCCUCUGCCGUCACGCCAUACAGUAAGUUAUAGCUGGAUAUCGCCGUCACGCCAUACAGUAAGUUAUAGCUGGAUAUCGGCCCUCUGCCGUCACGCCAUACAGUAAGUUAUAGCUGGAUAUCGGCCCUCUGCCGUCACGCCAUACAGUAAGUUAUAGCUGGAUAUCGGCCCUCUGCCGUCACGCCAUACAGUAAGUUAUAGCUGGAUAUUGGCCCUCUGCCGUCACGCCAUACAGUAAGUUAUAGCAGGAUAUCGGCCCUCUGCCGUCACGCCAUACAGUAAGUUAUAGCAGGAUAUCGGCCCUCUGCCGUCAUGCCAUACAGUAAGUUAUAGCAGGAUAUUGGCCCUCUGCCAUCACGCCAUACAGUAAGUUGUAGCAGGAUAUCGGCCCUCUGCCGUCAUGCCAUACAGUAAGUUGUAGCAGGAUAUCGGCCCUCUGCCGUCAUGCCAUACAGUAAGUUGUAGCAGGAUAUCGGCCCUCUGCCAUCACGCCAUACAGUAAGUUGUAGCAGGAUAUCGGCCCUCUGCCAUCACGCCAUACAGUAAGUUGUAGCAGGAUAUCGGCCCUCUGCCAUCACGCCAUACAGUAAGUUAUAGCAGGAUAUCGACCCUUUGCAGGACGUUGAAUAUUUGUUAAAUGUUAGGGCUAUAAUCCUUAGUGUCUUUUAUCCCUGUAUUCCUAAUGCUAUAGUGUUAAGAAGACUAUCUAGCCGCCCUUACCCCCCUAAAUAUAGUAAUAUCUUGCCUUUAUUCCUUCCUGCUGGUGCUGGCUCCACCCCUGAUUUGCUUCCUUGGCUGACCUCAGAAGUGGUGAUCACAGCCGAGGAGGUGGGCUGGGAGCAGAGCCAAACACUGCCCUGAGGAGUGGCCAGUGACGUUAUCACUAGGCUGUAAUGUAAACACUGCAUUUUAAUUAAAAAGACUGUAUUUACAGCAAAAAGCCUGAAGGUAAUGAUUCAACGUACCAAAACAAAUACAAUACGCUGCCUGACGCACAUUAAGCUGUACUUGUUCUGGUGAACAUAGUGUCCCUUUAAAGGUUAUUCAUUGAGUUUCCUGCCAAGUCUCCAAGUUGCGAUCAGAUUAACCCCUCGGUGACCUUGUCUUCAGCAUCCAUCAUUCAAAUAAUACUUUAUAAAUCCACGACUGCUAAACGAGAGUACUUUAAAAAGGAACAGAACUUGUAUUUAAUAAGAUGUGAAUUUACCAACUAAACGAGCCUCUUGUCUCUAGGUCUGGGGGCUCGCGGUCCUCUCAGAAGAAAGCCGUGUUCUGACUGGGUCUGCCGACAGCGAGCUGAGAUCCUGGCGUGUUUCAUACAUAAAAGAGGUAAGUGAUUUGUAGUCACUGUUCUAAUACUUGUUACUCCACUUCCAUUGGAUAUUCCAUACACCACAGUAUGAUAGGAAACCAAUCAACCUGAGCCCGCUAAGUUAAAUGCUGCAAUCACUAGGAUGUGUGGUUAUCAGAACAAUCGCAUGGUUUAGUGAUGGAUUUAGAAGGCUCCUGGUAGGUGCACGUUAUAGCUCGUUAUCUACUGGAGGGCGGUCUCUGGAUUUUAUGAAAUUAUAUUAAUACUGCUUGCUGUGUCUGCAGAGUGACGUCACUGAGGGUCCGCAGACUAAAAGAACCAAAGGUGUGUCCGCAGGGGAGGAAGAGGAAGCGGAGGACGUGGAGGAGGUCCCAGAACAGGUACGAUAAGGCUAAAAGAGUUCUAAUGUGAAUCUCUUGAGCACAGCUUUCGCCCUUGGCUUCCACUAUUUAAUAUGAUUUAUCCAUUCUACAGAAUAUAUGUGGGCAGUUUGUGUCCGUAUGAUGUAAUUUAGAGUAUUGUAAUUAUUGAAAAAAUUAUCUGUGGGGCGUGGUUUGAGCUACAAGGAGAGCAGUCGAAUGGUGGAGUAGCUCCUCGAUGAUACUAGACCUGAAGUGUUAGACUGUGGCAAUCACCACUGAAACAAAACAAUUUGAGGGAACCCUCAAAAAUCCCGACUUCAGCCAAGAAGUAAAGGUCCCAUCUUCAUCAAGAUGACGGAUACGACAGCAUCAGACGCUGUCAGAAUCUGAGCUUUGUGAAAUAUUGCAGAUAGGGUACAGCAACUGGAGGAGCUCAACUUGGCGCUAGCUCAGAAGCUGGCCGAUAUCCUGGACUGGACAUGCAGGAAUAACAUCAGGAUCCAUUGGAUCCCAGUGUCAGUACGGAUGCCGGAUCUAACUAAAUUUCUGGUCUGGAUCUUCUAAACCCUAACCCCAGGACCCACCACCUGCCAAAGCCCCAAUCACUUGCCAACAAACUUGCCUAGGGACACUACAGUCAGAAACCACUUCUACCACCUUAACCCCUUAAGGACACAUGACAUGUGUGACAUGUCAUGAUUCCCUUUUAUUCCAGAAGUUUGGUCCUUAAGGGGUUAAGGAGGCUCAUGAAAGCCACGCAUAAGUUAAAAUGUCUCCCUGACCCCUUUGGCGAUAUUACCUUGUUCCCAGAUUUGUCGGCUGCAACAAUGGCAAAAAGAAAAUAAUUUGCUGUGUUCACUAAACUGAGUGCAUGGCGUUUCGUAUCGAUGAGGAUUCCCAACGAAGAUUCUGGUGUGGAGGGGUGGUACACUCAAUGCUAUCACUUCCCCAGAGGAUGGUAUGAAUACAUUUCAAUAAAUAGGAAUCGCAAUAAUAUUCCAAUGUCCAUCGUGUGUAUUCCAGGCUCGAUCUGUGUUGGGUGGAUGGGUUGUCGCUGAAAAUUCCCUUGAGAGCUCAUAUAGCUACUCAGUUUCCCCUCAUUGCCUGAAGUCUAGUUAUUUGAAAUGCCAUUCACUAGUACUGGCUGGUAGUCACACAUCUUUGGGACCAGAUGGAAUUCCCGAUUCAUAUUUAGUUAAAUUAACACAAACGCGGACACCACAUGUCACUUAUUUCUUCAAUUCUCUGACGUGAUUCAGGACCAAGGGAAAUAUUGAAGGCAUUCUUAACACUACCCAGACCAGAGAAAUCCCUAAAGCACAGUGCCAACUUUAGGCCGAUAUCCUUACUAAAUGUUGAUCUAAAAUUAUAUGCGAAGCGAUUUUUAAAAUACAUUUUUGAGGCCUGACUGAACUGCUCCUCGCCUUUGAUGCUGAGGGAUACAUGAUGGUUUUAAAAGCCUUAUCAGUGCGCUAUUCCAUCCCAUUGGCUCACUUUUUGAAUUCAGGAUUUUUAUCGGAAGCUUUUUAUAUCACAAAUGGUACAAGAAGUGUGUCCCCUGUCACAACACUCGAACUGCUGGGCCCUAUGGUCAAAAGGCAACCAGAGAUAAAGGGAUUUCAAACGCACGUAUGACCAUAAGAUAGCGUUGUUCGCAGAUUAUGUACUACUACUAUUCCUUAGCGACCUUACGACUUCUCUGCCAGUAGUAAUAUCCACAAUAGAACGGUACGGUGUGUGUCUUCCUAUAAAAGCAAUGGAGAUCACACUCCCAGGCUUCUAUAACCAAAUCCAUUAAAGUAUUGGAGUGCUACACUACAGAUAUUAAGCUAAUAAACAGGGUAAAGCCUGGAGCGACUAAGGUACCCCACUUAGUAUCUAUCCAGGGAUAAAACCAUUCCCCACUUUACAAGAAAUAUCAGACUCUCAAGAACUAUGAUCAGGCCAACACUACCCAAUGGGAAAUGCAUUCCAAGUCAACCAUGAGGUGGUAUCUCACACCACAUAGGUAACUUUCCAUCGAGAUAUUGGCAGUGCCUACAGGAUAAAGAUAAACAGUUUUUGGGAUUGGUAUCUUCUGAGUUUUGGAACAUACUAAGCAUGCUUAGUAUGUUCCUCUUCCAGAUUCCCACACCACAAUUAAAACUUCAUCCUACAUACCCUGUUAGGGUAAGUAUUGCACAAUCCUAGUGGUCGACGUCCCCUCCCUCCCUUACAUCAAGUGAAGGCAAAGUUAACCCAAUCAUGUAUGUACGAAGAAAUGUCAAAUAGAAUAAGGAAAAUUCAUAAACGUCAAGUGGUGUGGGGGUACUGGGUGUUACACGAAAACUAGGUAUGUGUGGAAGGUCAAGGGGGUAUUGGAGGGAGAACCACAGAAAGCCAGACAUACGGGAUGCAGCAGGGGUACAGGAGACAGAGAUUCGAACAUACUGAGCCAUUGCUCACCCUGUCACUAAUUACACAAUAGAUCGGGUAAUCUGAUCUCAAUAUAUUGGCUAUGCUAACUGCACUCCGCUGUUUUCUUCUAUUAUGUCGUCUGUUGUACCAAUAAUACAAAUGUAUAUUUUUUUUUUAAUUUUUUUUUUAUGUUUGUAAAUUGGGGGAGGGGGAGGGAGAUGUGCUUAUGCUAACCUGUGUCUUAGAAGAACAUGCUCUGAAUCUGAAGUAUUGAACUGAUCGGAUUAUACUUGUCUGAAUUAUACCUGCCUUUACUUUGCCCUAUUUUUGUUUUACUUACCUGAAUGGUACCUGCUUUGGUACUCCCCCAUGUGUGUCUGUGUUUAUGCUUUAGUAACCUGAAUGGCACCUGCUUUGGUACUCCCCCAUGUGUGUCUGUGUUUAUGCUUUAGUAACCUGAAUGGUACCUGCUUUGGUACUCCCUAAUGUUUGUGUCUGUGUUUAUGCUUUAGUAACCUGAAUGGCACCUGCUUUCGUACUCCCCCAUGUGUGUCUGUGUUUAUGCUUUAGUAACCUGAAUGGUACCUGCUUUGGUACUCCCCCAUGUGUGUCUGUGUUUAUGCUUUAGUAACCUGAAUGGCACCUGCUUUGGUACUCCCCCAUGUGUGUCUGUGUUUAUGCUUUAGUAACCUGAAUGGCACCUACUCCCUAAUGUUUGUGUCUGUGUUUAUGCUUUAGUAACCUGAAUGGUACCUGCUUUGGUACUCCCUAAUGUUUGUGUCUGUGUUUAUCCUUUAGUAACCUGAAUGGCACCUGCUUUGGUACUCCCCCAUGUUUGUGUCUGUGUUUAUCCUUUAGUAACCUGAAUGGUACCUGCGUUGGUACUCCCCCAUGUGUGUCUGUGUUUAUGCUUUAGUAACCUGAAUGGUACCUGCUUUGAUACUCCCCCAUGUGUGUCUGUGUUUAUGCUUUAGUAACCUGAAUGGUACCUGCUUUGGUACUCCCUAAUGUUUGUGUCUGUGUUUAUACUUUAGUAACCUGAAUGGUACCUGCUUUGGUACUCCCCCAUGUGUGUCUGUGUUUAUGCUUUAGUAACCUGAAUGGCACCUGCUUUGGUACUCCCCCAUGUGUGUCUGUGUUUAUGCUUUAGUAACCUGAAUGGCACCUGCUUUGGUACUCCCCCAUGUGUGUCUGUGUUUAUGCUUUAGUAACCUGAAUGGUACCUGCUUUGGUACUCCCCCAUGUGUGUCUGUGUUUAUGCUUUAGGUAACCUGAAUGGUACCUGCUUUGGUACUCCCCAUGUGUGUUCGUGUUUAUGCUUUAGUAACCUGGAAUGGCACCCUGCUUUGGUAAUUCCCGUGUGUCUUCGUGUUUAUGCUUUAGUAACCUGAAUGGUACCUGCUUUGGUACUCCCUAAUGUUUGUGUCUUGUGUUUAUGCUUUAGUAACCUGAAUGGCACCUGCUUUCGUAUUCCCCAUGUGUGUCUGUGUUUAUGCUUUAGUAACCUGAAUGGUACCUGCUUUGGUACUCCCCAUGUGUGUCUGUGUUUAUGCUUUAGUAACCUGAAUGGCACCUGCUUUGGUACUCCCCAUGUGUGUCUGUGCUUAUGCUUUUAGUAACCUGAAUGGCACCUUUCGCUUUGGUACUCUGCUGUGUAAGCGUCUGUGUUUAUGCUUUAGUAACCUGAAUGGCACCUGCUUUGGUACUCCCCCAUGUUUGUGUCUGUGUUUAUGCUUUUAGUAACCUGAAUGGUACCUGCUUUGGUACUCCCUAAUGUUUGUGUCUGUGUUUAUCCUUUAGUAACCUGAAUGGUACCUGCUUUGGUACUCCCCCAUGUGUGUCUUUGUUUAUGCUUUAGUAACCUGAAUGGUACCUGCUUUGGUACUCCCCCAUGUGUGUCUUUGUUUAUGCUUUAGUAACCUGAAUGGUACCUGCUUUGGUACUCCCCCAUGUGUGUCUGUGUUUAUGCUUUAGUAACCUGAAUGGCACUUGCUUUGGUACUCCCCCAUGUGUGUCUGUGUUUAUGCUUUAGUAACCUGAAUGGCACCUGCUUUGGUACUCCCCCAUGUGUGUCUGUGUUUAUGCUUUAGUAACCUGAAUGGCACCUGCUUUGGUACUCCCCAUGUGUGUGUGUCUGUGUUUAUGCUUUUAGUAACCCAAUGGUACCUGCUUUGGUACUCCCCAUGUGUGUCUUUGUUUAUGCUUUGUGUAACCUGAAUGGCACCUGCUUUGUACCCCCAUGUGUGUCUUUUGUUUAUGUUUCUUUUAGUAACUGAAUGGUACUCUGCUUUGGUACUCCCCAUGUGUGUCUUUUGUUUAUGCUUUUCUUUAGUAACCUGAAUGGCACCUCGCUUUAGUACUCCCCCAUGUGUGUGUCUGUGUUUAUGCUUUAGUAACCUGAAUGGCACCUGCUUUGGUACUCCCUAAUGUUUGUGUCUGUGUUUAUGCUUCUAGUAACCUGAAUGGUACCUGCUUUGUACUCCCUAAUGUUUGUGUCUGUGUUUAUGCUUUAGUAACCUGAAUGGCACCUGCUUUGGUACUCCCCCAUGUUUGUGUCUGUGUUUAUCCUUUAGUAACCUCAAUGGCACCUGCUUUGGUACUCCCUAAUGUUUGUGUCUGUGUUUAUGCUAUAGUAACCUGAAUGGCACCUGCUUUGGUACUCCCUAAUGUUUGUGUCUGUGUUUAUCCUUUAGUAACCUGAAUGGUACCUGCGUUGGUACUCCCCCAUGUGUGUCUGUGUUUAUCCUUUAGUAACCUGAAUGGCACCUGCUUUGAUACUCCCCCAUGUGUGUCUGUGUUUAUGCUUUAGUAACCUGAAUGGUACCUGCUUUGGUACUCCCUAAUGUUUGUGUCUGUGUUUAUACUUUAGUAACCUGAAUGGUACCUGCUUUGGUACUCCCCCAUGUGUGUCUGUGUUUAUGCUUUAGUAACCUGAAUGGCACCUGCGUUUGGUACUCCCCCAUGUGUGUCUGUGUUUAUGCUUUAGUAACCUGAAUGGCACCUGCUUUGAUACUCCCCCAUGUGUGUCUGUGUUUAUGCUUUAGUAACCUGAAUGGUACCUGCUUUGGUACUCCCUAAUGUUUGUGUCUGUGUUUAUCCUUUAGUAACCUGAAUGGUACCUGCUUUGGUACUCCCCCAUGUGUGUCUGUGUUUAUGCUUUAGUAACCUGAAUGGCACCUGCUUUGGUACUCCCUGCACGUUUGUGUGUCUGUGUUUAUGCUUUAGUAACCUGAAUGGCACCUGCUUUGGUACUCCCCCAUGUGUGUCUGUGUUUAUGCUUUAGUAACCUGAAUGGUACCUGCUUUGGUACUCCCCCAUGUGUGUCUGUGUUUAUGCUUUAGUAACCUGAAUGGCACCUGCUUUGGUACUCCCCCAUGUGUGUCUUUGUUUAUGCUUUAGUAACCUGAAUGGUACCUGCUUUGGUACUCCCCCAUGUGUGUCUUUGUUUAUGCUUUAGUAACCUGAAUGGCACCUGCUUUGGUACUCCCCCAUGUGUGUCUGUGUUUAUGCUUUAGUAACCUGAAUGGCACCUGCUUUGGUACUCCCUAAUGUUUGUGUCUGUGUUUAUGCUUUAGUAACCUGAAUGGUACCUGCUUUGGUACUCCCUAAUGUUUGUGUCUGUGUUUAUCCUUUAGUAACCUGAAUGGCACCUGCUUUGGUACUCCCCCAUGUGUGUCUGUGUUUAUGCUUUAGUAACCUGAAUGGUACCUGCUUUGGUACUCCCCCAUGUGUGUCUGUGUUUAUGCUUUAGUAACCUGAAUGGUACCUGCUUUGAUACUCCCCCAUGUGUGUCUGUGUUUAUGCUUUAGUAACCUGAAUGGUACCUGCUUUGGUACUCCCUAAUGUUUGUGUCUGUGUUUAUGCUUUAGUAACCUGAAUGGUACCUGCUUUGGUACUCCCCCAUGUGUGUCUGUGUUUAUGCUUUAGUAACCUGAAUGGUACCUGCUUUGGUACUCCCCCAUGUGUGUCUGUGUUUAUGCUUUAGUAACCUGAAUGGCACCUGCUUUGGUACUCCCCCAUGUGUGUCUGUGUUUAUGCUUUAGUAACCUGAAUGGUACCUGCUUUGGUACUCCCCCAUGUGUGUCUGUGUUUAUGCUUUAGUAACCUGAAUGGCACCUGCUUUGGUACUCCCCCAUGUGUGUCUGUGUUUAUGCUUUAGUAACCUGAAUGGUACCUGCUUUGGUACUCCCCCAUGUGUGUCUGUGUUUAUGCUUUAGUAACCUGAAUGGCACCUGCUUUGGUACUCCCCCAUGUGUGUCUGUGUUUAUGCUUUAGUAACCUGAAUGUUUGUACCUGCUUUGGUACUCCCUAAUGUUUGUGUCUGUGUCUUUAGUAACCUGAAUGGUACCUGCUUUGGUACUCCCUAAUGUUUGUGUCUGUGUUUAUGCUUUAGUAACCUGAAUGGUACCUGCUUUGGUACUCCCUAAAGUUUGUGUCUGUGUUUAUGCUUUAGUAACCAGAAUGGCACCUGCUUUGGUACUCCCCCAUGUGUGUCUGUGUUCAUGCUUUAGUAACCUGAAUGGCACCUGCUUUGGUACUCCCCCAUGUGUGUCUGUGUUUAUGCUUUAGUAACCUGAAUGGUACCUGCUUUGGUACUCCCUAAUGUUUGUGUCUGUGUUGAUGCUUUAGUAACCUGAAUGGUACCUGCUUUGGUACUCCCUAAUGUUUGUGUCUGUGUUUAUGCUUUAGUAACCUGAAUGGUACCUGCUUUGGUACUCCCUAAAGUUUGUGUCUGUGUUUAUGCUUUAGUAACCUGAAUGGUACCUGCUUUGGUACUCCCCCAUGUGUGUCUGUGUUUAUGCUUUAGUAACCUGAAUGGCACCUGCUUUGGUACUCCCCCAUGUGUGUCUGUGUUUAUGCUUUAGUAACCUGAAUGGCACCUGCUUUGGUACUCCCCCAUGUGUGUCUGUGUUUAUGCUUUAGUAACCUGUUUGGUACCUGCUGGGUUUGUUUUUGCUCUAAUUCCACAUUUUUGAUCUCAGCGCAUCUUGACCUGUGGCCGCUAUGGUUCCAUAAUGCGAGAAGGAAGGGACCGGGUGGUGACGCUGCGGACAGACCAAACAAAGCGGUUCCUGGCCUGUCACGUGAGUAUCCGUUCUUUCUGAUUAGAGAUUACUCCAUUCUACAUUUUGGCACUCGGACACAAUGUAGCUUUUGGGUGAUGUAGCGCGCUACCAUUCUGCCCCAUCAGCUAUGUCUCCCGCCCCACACUCACCCACCCAUAUGUGCUUUUUUUUUUUGCAGGGCACGGACUCUGUCCUGGAAAUAUUUUGUGUCCUUAAUGAAGAGGAAAUACACAAGAAACUUGAGAGAAAGCUGAAAAUUGCCAGGAAGAAAGCAAAGUUAGUACAGUGACCUGGGGUGUAGGUCAGUGGUGGGUAAGAGAUUAAUUGCCCUCAGCUUACGGGGUAACUGGCAGCCUUCUGUGGGGCAGUUAGGAGUAAUUGCUCCAAUGUGAAGGGUAAAUGUUUUUACGUUGUGCGAGUUGGUUAAAAUGGAAAUUCAGGACAAAUGUUAAAACCUUCUGUAUAUCAAGAGCUUAUCACAGGUAAAUACCCGCUGUGACUUGUCAAUUUCUUAUCCAGUAAGAAAGCCCAGAAAGGAGAAACUCCAGAGGAGCCUGUGAUCGAGAGAACUCUUCAAGAUGAAAUCCAGAAAAUCGGCAACAUCAAAGCUUCUUCUAAAAUAAAGUAUGAUGACUUUCUUAAUCCCCGUUCCCCUGUAGCCCUCGCCCGCAUCCCCGUUCCCCUGUAGCCCUUGCCCGCAUCCCCGUUCCCCUGUAGCCCUUGCCCGCAUCCCCGUUCCCCUGUAGCCCUUGCCCGCAUCCCCGUUCCCCUGUAGCCCUCGCCCGCAUCCACACUAUGUUCCUCUUCUCAUGCCCUGCAUGUCCCCCCAUAAAGUUGUUAAACUCUUUUUAUCCUGCGCUACUCUGGUCUCUCCGCAUCACCCUCUCCUCCUUUUCUGAUAUUUUUUAAUUAUUAUUUAUGUAGCGCUGUACAAUGUAAUCCUUAAGAUUGAUCAAAGGUCAUACCAAUACUUCUAUUAGAGAGACUUGUAUGCCAAUUGCCACGAUAAAGCAUGCGUCUAAUAGACAAAUAUAUAAUCCAAAUGUGGCCGACUUAAUUAUUUAAAGUCUUUACUAGUAUGUCUUGGUGACAAAAAGGAACAUUGCUACUUCUCACAAAUGUCUGUUUACAUUUGUCAAAUUGCAGGUACAGGCCAUAACCUCUGCAUUAAAGUGUAGUGAUUUUAGUGCCUGUAUAUAUCUGUUGCUGACCGUAGAUUGGCUAGAUAACUUUUCUGAGAAGUCUGUUUUAAAGUGAGUGUGUGUCUCUCCCCAGAUCAUUCGAUUUACUUGUGUUUCCAAAGGGGAUGGUGAAAGUGGUCAUUCUCCUCCAGAACAACAGUUUAGAGUGCUUCUCGCUGCCUGCAGAGCCCACGCCAGCUGGUCUCACUGAGGUCACUAAGAGUUCGCAGCUCACCAUUGGGGGGCACCGGAGUGAUGUGCGCACGCUAGCAUUCAGCUCUGACAACAUUGCCGUGCUAUCCGCGUCAGCCGAAGCUGUCAAAAUCUGGAACAGGUACUUUAUUUGAAUUACCUGUUCCUGUUUUAAAACGAUGGUGUCAUAGGAGAUAAUCAUGUCACAUUGUCUGUUUCUAUCCUUCCAGGUCCACCCUGCAGUGUAUCCGGACUAUGCCAUGUGAAUAUGCCCUGUGCUCCCUCUUUGUCCCUGGCGAUCGACAUGUUAUUGUGGGAACGAAGGUAAUAGUCCUGGGCCAAGACUGGCUGUCGCGCUUGGUGUGCAGAUAUUAUAGUACCCACUCCCCCUUAUCACUCUGUUUAGUAACUUCCUGUUUGUUUCAGUCUGGAAAGCUGCAGAUUUUUGACCUGGCCUCAGGAAAUCUCCUGGAUUCGGUGGAAGCUCAUAAUGGGGCAUUAUGGUCUAUUUCUUUGUCACCUGAUCAGGUAACUUACUAGCCUGGUCACUAAUUAUACGAUCGAUCAGGUAACAUACUGCGCCAUCGCCUGGUCACUAAUUACAGGGUAGAUCAGGUAACUUUCUGAGCGAUCGCCCGGUCACUAAUUACAGGGUAGAUCCGGUAACUUGCUUAGCGAUCGUCCGGUCACUAAUUACAGGGUAGAUCCGGUAACUUGCUGAGCGAUCGUCCGGUUACUAAUUACAGGGUAGAUCAGGUAACUUGCUGAGCGAUCGUCCGGUUACUAAUUACAGGGUAGAUCAGGUAACUUGCUGAGCGAUCGUCCGGUCACUAAUUACAGGGUAGAUCCGGUAACUUGCUGAGCGAUCGCCCGGUCACUAAUAACACGGUAGAUCAGGUAACUUGCUGAGCGAUCGUCCGGUCACUAAUUACAGGGUAGAUCAGGUAACAUACUGCGCCAUCGCCUGGUCACUAAUUACAGGGUAGAUCAGGUAACUUGCUGAGCGAUCGUCCGGUCACUAAUUACAGGGUAGAUCAGGUAACUUGCUGAGCGAUCGUCCGGUCACUAAUUACAGGGUAGAUCAGGUAACUUGCUGAGCGAUCGCCCGGCCACUAAUAACACGGUAGAUCAGGUAACUUGCUGAGCGAUCGUCCGGUCACUAAUUACAGGGUAGAUCCGGUAACUUGCUGAGCGAUCGUCCGGUCCCUAAUAACACGGUAGAUCAGGUAACUUGCUGAGCGAUCGUCCGGUCACUAAUUACAGGGUAGAUCAGGUAACUUGCUGAGCGAUCGUCCGGUCACUAAUUACACGGUAUAUCACAUAACUUGCUGAGCGAUCGUCCGGUCACUAAUUACAGGGUAGAUCAGGUAACUUGCUGAGCGAUCGCCCGGUCACUAAUUACAGGGUAGAUCACGUAACUUGCUGAGCGAUCGCCCGGUCACUAAUUACAGGGUAGAUCCGGUAACUUGCUGAGCGAUCGUCCGGUCACUAAUUACAGGGUAGAUCCGGUAACUUGCUGAGCGAUCGUCCGGUCACUAAUUACAGGGUAGAUCCGGUAACUUGCUGAGCGAUCGUCCGGUCACUAAUAACACGGUAUAUCACAUAACUUGCUGAGCGAUCGCCCGGUCACUAAUUACAGGGUAGAUCAGGUAACUUGCUGAGCGAUCGUCCGGUCACUAAUUACAGGGUAGAUCAGGUAACUUGCUGAGCGAUCGCCCGGUCACUAAUUACAGGGUAGAUCCGGUAACUUGCUGAGCGAUCGCCCGGUCACUAAUUACAGGGUAGAUCCGGUAACUUGCUGAGCGACUGUCCGGUCACUAAUUACAGGGUAGAUCCGGUAACUUGCUGAGCGAUCGUCCGGUUACUAAUUACAGGGUAGAUCAGGUAUCUUGCUGAGCGAUCGCCCGGUCACUAAUUACAGGGUAGAUCAGGUAACUUGCUGAGCGAUCGUCCGGUCACUAAUUACAGGGUAGAUCACGUAACUUGCUGAGCGAUCGUCCGGUCACUAAUUACAGGGUAGAUCAGGUAACUUGCUGAGCGAUCGCCCGGUCACUAAUUACAGGGUAGAUCAGGUAUCUUGCUGAGCGAUCGCCCGGUCACUAAUUACAGGGUAGAUCAGGUAACUUGCUGAGCGAUCGUCCGGUCACUAAUUACAGGGUAGAUCAGGUAACUUGCUGAGCGAUCACCCGGUCACUAAUUACAGGGUAGAUCAGGUAACUUGUUGAGCGAUCGCCCGGUCACUAAUAACACGGUAGAUCAGGUAACUUGCUGAGCGAUCGCCCGGUCACUAAUAACACGGUAGAUCACGUAACUUGCUGAGCGAUCGCCCGGUCACUAAUUACAGGGUAGAUCAGGUAACUUGCUGAGCGAUCGUCCGGUCACUAAUUACAGGGUAGAUCAGGUAACUUGCUGAGCGAUCGUCCGGUCACUAAUUACAGGGUAGAUCAGGUAACUUACUGAGCGAUCGUCCGGUCACUAAUUACACGGUAGAUCAGGUAACUUGCUGAGCGAUCGCCCGGUCACUAAUUACAGGGUAGAUCAGGUAACUUGCUGAGCGAUCGCCCGGUCACUAAUUACACGGUAGAUCAGGUAACUUACUUAGACUUGCUUGUCUUUUGCUUUAGUUGUAACAGAUUGGUUACCGCGUUAUUUUGUAACAUGUCUACAUUUCUUUCAUUGUAGAGAGGCUUCGCCACAGGAGGUGCAGAUAAAUGUGUGAAGUUUUGGGAGUUUCAGUUGGUGAAUGGUGAGGCUGAUGCGCAGAGCAGGUAACUGACAUGGAGUGCUGUUAAUCACACAUACCUACCUGCAGGAGGACCUUUCCAUAAUCUAGUCUACAUGUUUAUGGUGUUGUUGUAGAAUUAUAGAAUUUAUAAGAGAAUGCUUUGUCAGGAAGAAAUGUGCGUCAGCAGAACAAUGUGUUCAUCAAGAAUGAAACAUUGUGGCCGCUGAGCGACAUGUUGAUCUCAAUAAAUUGUGUCAGCUGAAUAAUAAAAUGUGUAUUUACUAAAAGAACCUUAAAGCUAACAAUACUAACUACUCAAAAUGGCUGCCAAAGCACCCCUCCCAUCGAGUGAACACCUCGUGCUAACAAGAUGGCGCCUACAUCUUGUGUCCACUCCCGUGUCAAGGAUGACAUCACCUCUUGAUAGGAGGGUAUCUAACUAACCACUUAACACCUGGACCAAUCAAUAGUGUCUAUUUGCUGUUAUCUUGAUUUUCUUCAAUGAUGUAAUAAUGCCUUUAAAAGGGUCUGCGCACCCAUUUUCUGGCAGAAGCCAUUAAACUUCUCCGGAGUUCUUUCAUUAACCUGAACUUUGUGUCUCAGUGUGAAUUUACUUCUGCGUGCACGCAACUUUAUUAUCUUUAAUUUGGACAGGAACAGAUAGUCAUUCAAACUAAUUGGUUUGCAGUAAAUAAUCUACUACAGUGUGAGCAACCGACCCUCUUUUAUAAAUGAAUCCCAUUAGCCUCCAAUCCUCGUUCCCUGUUAGAGAUGUUUUAAUGACGUGUCUUUGGUUUCCAUGUUUUUGUUAAUGGUGACAUGGUGCCGCUGAGUGUUCGGAGUAAAGUAUAAUCCAUUAAGCUUUGUGUGAUAUUGCCAUCCACCAUAGAUUAAACCAUGCAUUGAUUCAUUUUAUAUCCUUUUCCAGCUUCUAUAGGAUCCGUAAAGCUCCUGUUAUCUCCCUGCAGACCCAAUUUUAGCCCCACAAUGUCUGAUCCUGAGGGUGACCUUUUUGACCAGAAUCUGAGCAAUGUCUCUGCUGCAAACCAUUCAGGUUGUUCUGGAGGCUCAGGGGGGUCAUAGCUAGUAUUAGAAUAUAGAAAGAGGAAAUACUUUGGUUUAUAAUUCCAGCUGCCUUUGCUAUUACGGACCUAAUCCCAGAUCAGGAAGAGGCUCCACCAAUCAGCAGCCGCUUUCAAUUAAUCAGACUGCGAGUGCUGUCUGUUUAUACACAGUGUCUGCCAUACAGCUGCUAUCCAUUUAUAUACAGCCCUGUGGUGGCCGUUGUCCGUACACAGUCCAGUUAGAUUUUGUUUGUUGGCAGUUGCAGGGGGGGCGGGGGUAUGUAGACAGUUGGUUCAGUUCCCAUUCCUGCUUGCUCAUAGUGGUCUGUCUCUCCUCCAGUCGGCGUCUAUCGGUAAAGCAGACACGAGUAUUGCAGUUGGAUGAGGACGUCUUGUUCAUACGUCAAAGCCCAGACAGCCGCUUCCUGGCAGUGUCCCUGCUGGACUGCACAGUCAAGAUCUUUUUUGUUGACACUCUGAAGGUAUGUGACUGAUGGGGCGAUUACCAUUCCUGCUCCACGUCGCAGCCCCAGUGAUACAUAUUGCUCUGUUACAUUAACGCAGUUGUAUAUUGUUUAAAUUGUCUUCAAACGAUCAUGCCGAUCUGUACUUUUAUUUAAUUUUUUUCUUCUUCCUGUGGGUUUAUUUAAUAAACUUUGCAAUUUGCAAUUAAGUUUCCAAUUAAUUAGGCUAAACUAGCUAAGACGUGUUUACAGCCAAGUUGGAGAAUUGUUCAGGAUUUACUGUUUUUAGCUUCCAUUCUGUUUCAGCGUUUUGUGAUGUGGGUGGUGCAGGUCUGUACGUUAUUCUGUCUCGUUCUCUAACCCCAGUUUUGCCUUUUCUUGCAGUUCUUCCUGUCACUGUACGGACACAAGCUUCCUGUGCUCUGCCUGGACAUCUCCCAUGUAAGUUGUGUAAUACUCUGUAUUUCGUGUAACUCGGAUACUCUUCGAUCUUGUGCUAAAAGCCCUGUUUAUUUCUUACUGUCUUUGCCCCCAGACAUUCCAGGCUGGGUUUGUCUAACAUUAUAACUGUGUAUCUGAUAUAUGGCAGUAAUCUUCAUUCUAUAGUGAUAUGUGAUCUUCACCAUUUACAGGACAGCUCCAUUAUAGUCACUGGCUCCGCCGAUCGGAAUAUCAAGAUUUGGGGUUUGGAUUUCGGAGACUGUCAUCGCUCCCUCUUUGCCCACGAUGACAGGUUAGUGUUUCUGGUCUCGGGAAGUCGGCUGGUGAUCAGAAGGUGUAAAUUGUCCUCUCGCUGUGUGUCAGAAGGUGUAAAUUGAAAGAAGUGGAAUUGCCGUUUAAACCCCUUCCCAUCAUCCUUUACUGUUCAGGGCAAGCGAAUGGGCAGAGUUAGGGUUUUAUGUUCUGUCUGGUGGACAGGAAACCAUCCAUGUUCACCUUCUGUCGGAAAACGGCUGUAAGAUCAAUCCCAGAACCAACAAAUAUAACCAAUCAGAAAGUCAGCUGGUGAAAACCAUAAAUUAAUCCCGUGGACCUUGAUAUAAACCCUAGUAAUUGCUGUCUGAGUCCAGGGAACAAAGUAAUUACAUUGUACAUCAUCCUGGCAACCAAUUCCCUGCCGCCUGUGUCAUUCUGUAUGUUCCUUCAAUGUAAGAACUGUAUCUGUGCUGAAGUGUAAAACCGGCAGGUUCUAGCAAUCCAUGGCUGAAUUCAGACACUGCAAUCUCGGACGGAUAUUGAGAUACAACUCUCUUUGCGUUCAUUUAUCCACCACCUUUUUCUCUCUCCUUUCGUCAGUGUUAUGUUCCUCCAGUUUGUUCCAAAGACUCACCUGUUCUUUAGUGUCGGGAAGGACCGGAAGGUCAAGCAGUGGGAUGCUGACCACUUCCAGCAGGUGCAGGUGCUCGAGGUAAGACCAAAACGCCAAGUAGGGUUUAUUUAGUUGCAUUUCUAUAUACUUUUUUCUUAAAUAAUAAAAUAAAAAAACCUUGACCUGUCAGUUGAGGAGUAGAAUCAGUAAAUGGUUUUUCAUUGACUCCAUGCUGUGGUCAUUAUGCUGGUUUCCUAGUAGGAUGGCAUUUCUACAUCUGCUCUUUAGUCCUAUUGCAGACACUCCUGCUCUCUGUAUUGUUCUAUUUAACCCGUUUUACACCCCCUCUCUGCCUGUGUCCACGAACUCUGUUGUGCGGCGCAUUGGCCCAUUGUGGCUAGUGCAAGAUAUAUUUUGAAUAAAUUGACUGCUGCUUGGAAUGUCUUGGUAUAUGAUCCUAUGAUAUCUGGGUCUAAUAGCUGUACCAAAUAAAAUGCUUGUAGCCUCUGUCUUUGCAAGCAAUUUGCACUUGUUGGCGUGAUGCAGUGCUAUGCUCAUGGCAAUGUUUGCGUUGCACAGGGCCACCAUGGAGAGAUCUGGUGUCUGGCUGUCAGUCCAAACGGGGAUCACAUUGUGUCGUCAUCGCAUGAUAAAUCUCUGCGACUCUGGGAGAGAACAAGGGAACCCCUGAUUCUGGAGGAGGAGAAAGAGAUGGUGAGUCUGAGGGUCGAUCAAAUAAUUGCUUAUGUGGGAACGACAAUGGGGCUAGCACCGUAAAACCAUGAAGGUAAAUCUGAGCCAUGUUUCUUUUAAUAUAGUUGGUGCUUUUAUGGUCUGGAAUCCCAUCUAACAAUAAACAAAAUGCUCUGCAACAUCCAGGGACCUGUGUCAAGCCAUUAAUUCAGUUGGCAUCAUGAAAUCCGUUUUAGCCCAAUAACUGCCCCAAUUAACAUCCGGGAAGGAGUUUUGAUCCAGUACCUUCCUCUGUAAAUAUCUCCCAACCGGUUUCACCCUGGGAUUGUGGAUUUUUAACCCAAUCACUGUCCUGUAUGUCUUUAAUUGUUAUUGCUUGUAUUUUUUUUCAGCAAAGAGAAGCUGAAUUUGAGGAGAGUGUGGCCAAAGGCGAACAGCCGGUGGUGAGUAUUUCUGCACCCAUAGUGAUCUACCCUGCGCAGGCCCCGAGUUAAAGCGCUUAGUUAAUUUAACCUGGCUUAUUUACAGGCCAUCCAACCUCAGUAGUUCUGGGGCCCCUGUAUGAUCCUACAUUGUUCCCCAGCAUUAUUGGGGUCCCUGCUUCCGUUCUGAUCCAGAGUGAGCAGUAAUCAUCGGUCACCCUUAGCAGGAAGUCUUCUUCCACAAGAUGGUGCCUGAUAUUAGGGAAUGUACCCCGGGAUCUCCUUACGGUUAAUAUUUAAUUAUCACUUACAGGUUGCAGGAGAGCGUGAAGGUGAGGUUAGCCUCGCAGGGAAGAAAACCAUUGAGACUAUUAAAUCGGUGAGUACAAGAGAAACGGUUUCACUCUUCGUCCAAAUAAUUCCAAACCCUGCAAUAUGCUGCAUGGUAAGCAGACAUUGGACAAGUUGGGGACAAUGAAUGUGAGAGUUAGUUUUUUCUACAACGUCAUCCAAAGACUUAUUUUAUGGUAAAACACUAUUGCUUGAUCAAGGUUUUCAAAGCUGGGAGAGUGCCACUAGUCCAUUUGCUUGAAGUGAUCUUUGUUGUAUUGACAUGUUUGAAUUCUAUUUCUCUUUAAGACGGAGCGCGUUAUGGAGGCUAUUGACCUGCACAGAGAGGAGAGUGCUAAAAUAGAGGAGCAUCAAGCCUUCUGCAAAAGUGCUGGGAAAGAGGUAAAAACUAUAAAUGUAGAAACCCCACAAAUUUCUAUGAAUUUGUGUGACUGCUCAGGGGCGGAGCUAGCUGGCUCGCGCCGUGUGCUCAGGGGCGGGGCUAGCUGGCUUGAGCUGUGUGACUGAGAGAAAGGGUACUUUGCGAAGGCAUGAGUUCGCAAAAGAAGGGGUAGGAUGUAUUGUCGAGCUGUGGCAAGUCUGUUCAGUCUCAUUGAAUGCUGUGACUUGUUGGCUGUUUUAUUAAUAUUGUUGGUUAUUUUUAUAGUUUCCCCGCAGAAUUCAUCCCAUCCUACAAGCAUUUGGAAAUAUCUCAGUAAGUGAAAGUUAAGUUCACAGAAUUAGUUUGAGGGUGAGAAGUGUAAAGAGUGUGAAAUUAUUGGUGGGGGUCAAGAGGGGGGAGACACGUGUUGGGGGACCGAAUGUGGGGUGGAGCGGAGUGGGAUAGGUUUGAUAAGACAGCGGGAUAGAACAGAAUAUAUAAUGGAGUGGGACAGAGUGCUCCUUUGUGAUGUCGGUAUUCUGUAAAUAAAGUGCGGUUAUAUCAGAAGAUGGGAGAGGUGAAACACAUUAUAUAGAGAUUUGAUUCUAAUAAUUAUCUCCAUUUUCAGCCCUCAGAUUAUGUUCUGGAUGUUUUCAAGAAGGUAAAAUCCAGGUAGGUUAGUCCAUAUUAAUCUUGUGAAUCCGCAAGUGUCUGGUUUCACUCUUGUUCUGUUUUAUUUUACAUGCAUGGUGUUUGGAGUUGGCAGUGCUGGGUUUAGGAAGCUCAUCUAUUUCUUUAUUGUAAUUCUAACAAAAUAGCAAAACUAAUACUCUGUAAUGUUAUAUACUGCAGUAUUAAUAGUACUGUGCCAUAUUUAUUGUGUAUUAAUAUUGUUUUUGUAUUUUAUUGUACUCUAAUGUAACAAUGCAAUGAUUUGUGGACCCAGGACAUACUUGAAAACGAGAGAAAUCUCAAUGUAUCUUUCCUGGUAAAAUAUUUUAUAAAUAAAUAUAUACUGUACAAUACCUUGUGAGUAAUGCUGUGCCAUACCGUAUUAGUAACUGUAGCAAACCUAGCCACUUCAGAUUGUGCUGUUAUGUCUACAGGUUGUCCUAGAAAAGCUGGUCCAAUUCUGCUAGUUUAUGUAUUCGGCUAUACCUGUAAUAAAGAGUAUUCGUAUGCUAACAGCAGAAAGCCGAUAUCAUUCAUAUGGUAGUUACACGAACAGUGACUUUCCAUACUGUUCUUGAAACGAACAAAGUACCGAAUGGGAGCCCACAUAUAGGGGGUCGUGUGGCUCCCAUUAACCGGCUGCAACAUUGUAUCAAUCGGCUGCUAAUUGAUUUCCCAGGUGGCCGUCGUUCGGCUACCGACAACGCAGCGGCGGCCAUCGUGGAUUUCCUUUUAGCCAAGCGGUGUUUGGUCGUUGAGUGCCUGGAACUAAAAUCGGCUUGUGACGAGAGCAAUCUCGCCACAUUGCAUGGGAGAAGCCUGGUUGCUCGCCUGUUGCCUCUGGACUAUGGCCCCAUGAUAAAACACUUGAUUUUCCCCUGCGGAGACACGAAAGCCGGGUCAUUCAGUGCUGGCCCUGUUUGAGCGGUGAUACCCCAGAUAGCUAUGCCAUGGAGCCCAUUCGUAUAAUGAAAGACUAUGGGAAAGACUUUUCCUCCAUGGCAAUUGAACUGUGUGUGUGUGCUCUGAGCGCCAUUCAGUAAUAAUGUGCGCUCAGAUCUGAGCUAUCUGGGGAUAUAUUAAAUGUACCUGAUUUAUGCAAUGGCUGCAUAGUUAUGUUUUUAUGUGUUUUAUUGCCUUUUGCUGCCAUGUGUUCUAUGGAGUUUUGCCUCUGUCCUUGGAGAUAAUUGGAUUACUUCCCAAUUAUUUCCAGGAUAGAAGACUCUGUGGAACUGGUUUUGGGCAGAAAAGCCAUGCUUCCUUUGGUCACAAAGGACUACGAUCUAUCUUUUGAACCACUGGACCAAUUUGUAUGAUUUUGAAGUAUGUUUGUAUUUGGAGUAUGCUGAUUCUAAAAAUGUAAGAUGUGAAUGUGAUGCAUACUUUUCAAGUUAUGAAUAAUGUGGAAAUGUUUUAUUUCUCUGCUUGUGAUAAUUACAUUACCCAUUGUGUAAGGUAAUUGUAUCACAGGCAGAGGGGAGGAUUUUGUGUGGGAGUGUCUGAGUGUAUUGUAUGUGUUUAUUGGUUGUGUUCCAAAACCCUGUGGGUGGUACUAAGGUGUAUAUAAGAACAAUAAACCCACAGCUCUGUCUGUUCACUGCUUGACCCUCAACACAGAGCUUUGUCUCAUUCUUGGGGGGAUUUAUUGUAUGGCGUUCCAUUUUGACUGCUAGGAGUGUAAACCUAUUCGUAUGGUUUUUCCUAUUCGGCUGUUUACGGCAUUCAUAUGGUUUCCUGUUCGGCGGAUUGGUGUUCUGCAGUAGCUGUGCCUGUGUCUCUGGAAGGGAAGAUCUACUAAACGGCGGUUUAACCCUUUUAUGCUGAGGGUGCCGUUACACGCUACUCGGCGGCGCGAACACCGCUGGACUUCCAGGCCGUUCAGGAGCGCCGGUCUUCUGGUACUUUCUUCUAAUCUAUGUAUUCGUGACUUUCUGAAAAGUUGGUGGUAAAAUGUAUUUCGUGCGGCGUUCGGUUAUUUAUGCUAGGAUCUGAGCGGUACUUUCCCAAAGUGUGCGCUCAGACCCCAGCUAUCUGCCGAACGGUCAUUCGGUACAAUGGCACGAAUAAAGUAUGUUACAGAUUUUUGUGUGAAAAGCCGGUUCUGCUGUAUGGAGGGAUAAUUCACUUAACAGGAUAUCCUUGUGGGAGUAUCCCUCUCGUACAGCAGUGCAUGGUGGGAGAAAUGUCCUGCAUGUUCAGUUCCCCAUGUAGUUCCCUACUGUAUAACCCCUGUAAAGUGACUAAGGAAACCCCUUGCGUGGGGAAUCACAUAAAUACUGGAGCUUGUGAAUAAAAUCGUCAGUUGACUCCCAGAACUGUGUUUCGUCCGGUUACUGGGGGAUUUGGGAUAUUGCCUUCAUUUUCAGCGCUUUACUUGGAUUACUUUCUGUACCAGCGGAGAUAUUGGGAUUUAAUAUUGCAGCUCUGCUACAGUAACAGUACUGUGUGUGUAAUGCUGUGCCAUACCGUAUUAGUAACAGUACUGUGUGUGUAAUGCUGUGCCAUACUGUAUUAGUAACAGUACCGUGUGAGUAAUGCUGUGCAUACCGUAUUAGUAACAGUACCGUGUGAGUAAUGCUGUGCAUACCGUAUUAGUAACAGUACCGUGUGAGUAAUGCUGUGCAUACCGUAUUAGUAACAGUACCGUGUGAGUAAUGCUGUGCAUACCGUAUUAGUAACAGUACCGUGUGAGUAAUGCUGUGCCAUACCGUAUUAGUAACAGUACCGUGUGAGUAAUGCUAUACCGUAUUAGUAACAGUACUGUGUGAGUAAUGCCAUACCGUAUUAGUAACAGUACCGUGUGAGUAAUGCCAUACCGUAUUAGUAACAGUACCGUGUGAGUAAUGCCAUACCGUAUUAGUAACAGUACAGUUUGAGUAAUGCCAUACCGUAUUAGUAACAGUACCGUGUGAGUAAUGCCAUACCGUAUUGGUAACAGUACCGUGUGAGUAAUGCCAUACCGUAUUGGUAACAGUACCGUGUGAGUAAUGCUAUACCGUAUUGGUAACAGUACUGUGUGAGUAAUGCCAUACCGUAUUAGUAAUAGUACCGUGUGAGUAAUGCCAUACCGUAUUGGUAACAGUACCGUGUGAGUAAUGCCAUACCGUAUUAGUAACAGUACCGUGUGAGUAAUGCCAUACCGUAUUAGUAACAGUACCGUGUGAGUAAUGCUGUGCCAUGCCGUAUUUGUAACAGUACUGUUGGUAAUACUGUGCCAUAUCUUGUUAGUAAUACUGUGCCGACAGUGGCAGUAACAAUACUCUUUUUCUGUUUUGUCGGACAGCGAGCUGGAAGAAGCGCUCCUUGUUCUGCCAUUCUCCUAUGUGCCGGAUGUCCUCACUUUGUUCAGGGAUUACAUUCGACGUGGUCAGGACGUGGAGCUGAUCUGUCGCUGCCUUUUCUUCCUUUUGAGGUCAGUGCUUUUCUUGGGGGCAUGAGGGUGGGAGUUGGGUGGGCUUUAAUAGGACAUCUGGUCUCGUUUUUGGGGGCUUUUGAUCCUUCACGCUCGUGUUUUUUUUUUUGUGGUAUUGCAUGGUAGUGUGGCAGGAUAGUAACCGUACCACUGCAGAUUGCGUAUGAUUAGUUGCAGGUUUACUGGUGGACUGUCUCAUUAUCUAUAUCUAUUGUUUUCCUAGGAUCCACUUCGGACAGAUAACCAGUAACCACAUGCUUCUUGGGGUAAUUGAAGAUCUGAAAAACUGCACAAUCUCGCGGGUGUCUGAAGAGCGGGUAAGAUUUUACUAGUGACCUCUGCCUUAAAAUUAACAAAUGUGUUUGUGAAGUCAGAAAAUUAAAUGUAGUAAACCCAGCAUCUGUCCUGGAACUGGGUGCCCUUUCAUGCUGAACUUGGUAGAGGAGAAUAUAAUUUAAAUUAACGUUUCCUUGCUGAUGUAAUCUAUAUUUCUCUGCAGGAUGUGAUGGGGCUGAACAUGGCUGGCCUGCAGUUCUUGAAGAGAGAGAUCGAGGCUAAAGAAGAAAUCUUGUUUUUUGCGGAUGCCACGGAGAGGUUUGAGGAGAAAAGGCGGAAAAGGAAAAAGAAUGAGAAGCUAAUUCUUACUGUUGCUUAGUUCACAUUGGACAAGUGGACAUUGUUCCGAUCCAUUCCUAGGAUCUAGUAUAAACCAAUCUCUCAAAGCCACGCCCUAAAGGAAAUGGAGAGCUGCGAUUGGUUCAGACUGCCUUUCACCAUUUUAUGCCUAACGUGUUACACAUGGAGUGACCUAGUGACUUCACAUUUCACCUGUAUGACUUGACCAUCAUUGGGAAACCAACGCGCCUUUAAAAUAAACGUUCUUUUAUUUUUUUAUGUGAAGAUCCAAGUAAGUGUUUAUGUUAAGAAUAAAAGACAGAGGAACAGUUGGUGAGCAGAGAGAUGCUCUGAAUCAAAAGAAAAGGAAGCGCAUUCAAUCGCAGUUUGUAUCGGAUGCACUGAAACAGGACCAGCAAACCCAGAAUAACAGAACGAGAAGAGUCUCCAGGCACUCAGUGGAUACAAUAAACCUGCCUGUGGCUUGAACACGGAGUGCCUGGAGGUUGUUUCUGUUCUUUGUUAGCAGAGAUGCUAGUCUGCAGAGCUUACAUUCUACCAUUUCAUUUAUUUAUUUACCCUCCCUGCUUAUGGAGAUGCUCUUAUUACCUAUAUUUGGUAAUUUCUCUCCCUCCCCUGAGCUAACUGGAUAAAUUGAGUUUAUUAGUUGUAGUUUAAAGGGUCUGUUGCCAGCUCUAACACUUUGUUAUAAAUGUUGAGCAAAGCGUGUGCGGACGGAUCACUGUGGAUGGAUUCUCUACAUUUUCUUUCCAUGAACCGAUUCUCUUUUAUUAGAAAAUCCAUAAUACAGUCUUCCUUUAGAUAAUAAAUGCUGACAGAUGGUAUUCUCUCUCAUUUAGAACAAAUGGAAGGAUGCAUGGUUCCCAAUCAUUAAGAAUAUAUUAUUUUAUUGGAAUGUAGUGCAGGUUCCUAAAGCCUUGAAAAGAGUAGAGGGUCCUGGUCAGAAGUCUGCAGUCCGCACUGCAAUUGAAAAAAGAGAGGUUAUAAGUGUGUGUUGGGUAAAACACAAAACAAACCCACUCGGUACAUCUUAUUGGCUAGCCUGUUGGGUUCAAUUGAUCGUGUCCUAACUAUAAAUAUGACGUAGUUUGAGCCAUUAGUCUGUCACAUCCUGUCCCACCCCAAAUAGUACAUCAAUUCGUUGCAGUACUGGGAAAAUCCUCGUUCCGGCCCUCCAGCACGCUCCUAAGUCACAUUUUAUUACAUUCAAUACGGACAAAACUUGAAAAUGAUCGAAUUGCUCACAAUUAAACUUCAGUUUAUUUCCAGUAACCAAAACCCGGCCUCAGAUUCUAAGUAGUUUUUUUUUAGGGAAUUAUGAGGCCGUGCCCGUUCCGGAGGAGAGGUCUCUGGCUGUGCCAGUUCAGCUUCACUUCUUGCACUAGUCACUCACACCAGACACCUGUUGGACACACCCUCCAUAAAAUCACUGGGUCACGUACCUGUCUCUGGCAUCUUCCUGGCUCUCAGGAGUUCCAGCCUGGAGCUGGGGGAUGUGCUAAGCAGUCGUAUCCCUGGCCCCCUUUCAUUGUCUGAUCCGGUCCCUGUUCUGUUAUCAUACAGGUUACCUGUUAAGACUGGUGACAAUUCGUUAAGGAUGUAUUGAUUUUUAGAUUGUUCCCUGCAUUGGUACUGCACUACGGUAUGUGUCAGAAUGGUGCGCUGUGCUGCCAGAUUGCUAUUUACCCGUUUGGGUGCAGUCCUGCUGGCACACAUAGAAUCAGUAGUUGUAUUGAAGGCUGAAGGUUUUGUUUCUUUAGAAACGUAAUCUAGAAAAUCAACUUGUGUUAACCUUUUUUCGAUCAGUAAAAUGUAUAUUAAAGAUUUAGUAACUGACAUCACCAGCCACUUGCAUUCACGGAAUGGAACUUGAGCUUUUAUUCCUUAAAGGAAAUUAACGGAAAAUCUGCCACUCUAACGGCGACUUUUGUUAGAAUAGAAAAGGUGCACUCUUGUAUCUGUUUGUUAAAUGAAUAUACUGAGAGCAGCGCGAUCUAAAACCACAAAAACACAGUGCGGGGCAAAACGCUCAAAGGACGUAUACAGGAAAAAUGUCAGUUUAAUUUCUUUCACAGUUUAAGCAGACUGCUAGGUGCUGAGGGCAGUGGAGAUGUGAAAUUUUGUUUUGUUACAACUUAAAGUUUUUUUUAAUUUUUUUUAUUUCUGCAUUCAGCAAUUCGGAAGCGUCUGAACUGAUGCAAAUAAAAACAAAU
This is a messenger RNA of Pelobates cultripes (western spadefoot toad), 29276 nucleotides long. Lineage: Eukaryota; Metazoa; Chordata; Amphibia; Anura; Pelobatidae. The record is from the annotation of a GenBank genome assembly.